AUGGAGGAAGGUAAGGGAAAGAGUCUUAGUGUGUUGAUGUUUCCAUGGUUGGCUCAUGGUCAUGUAUCUCCGUUCCUUGAGUUAGCAAAAGAAAUGUCCGAGAGAAAUUUUCAAGUCUAUUUUGUUUCAACACUUGUGAAUCUCAACUCAUUCCGACCAAAGAUUGGAUCCAAAUACUCAGAAUAUAUCCAACUAGUUGAACUCAAACUCCCAAACUUGUCGGAACUCCCUCCUCAUUACCACACCACAAAUGGUCUCCCUCCCCAUCUCAUCAACACCUUACACAAAGCUCUAGACAUGGCAAGUUUCAACUUCUUGUCCUUGCUCAAGACCUUGAACCCAGAUCUCGUUAUAUAUGAUUUUAUGCAGCAAUGGGUACCCGAAAUGGUAUCGUCUCUUAACAUCCCCUCGGUCCAUUUCCUAUCUUCUUCUGCUGCAUUCACUUCUUAUCUUCUUCAUCCAAACCUGAGACCCAAUGAGAAGUUUCCAUUCCCUAACUUGAGUGAUAUUCAAGGGUGUUUGGAUAGAGGCAUCGCUCGGAUUUCUCAGAAACCUUCGGACAAUGAAGUUUCUGAUAUAGAGAGGUUUGCCAUGUCCUUGGAGCGGUCUUCUCGCCUCAUUUUGGUGAAGAGUUUUCGAGAACUGGAGGGCGAAUGCUUGGACUAUCUCCAAUCUUUACUCAACAAGAAAAUGGUUCCGGUCGGUCCACUCGUUCGACAGUCUGAGACCGAUGAAAACGAUGAAACUUCAAAAAGCUGCAUUGAAUGGCUUGACAAGAAAGAAAAGGGUUCCACCGUUUUUGUCUCUUUCGGUAGCGAGAUCUUCUUAUCAGCAGAAGAUAUAGAAGAGAUAGCAUUCGGUCUAGAGCUAAGCGGUGUAAACUUCAUAUGGGUGAUAAGGUUUCCUUCCGGAGAGGAGAAGACGACGAAAGAGACACUCCCAAAAGGAUUCACCGAAAGAGUAAACGAAAGAGGGAUCAUUAUAGAGAAAUGGGCACCACAAGCAAGAAUCUUGAGGCAUGAAAGCGUGGGAGGGUUCUUGAGCCAUUGCGGAUGGAGUUCGAUAAUGGAAAGCUUGAAACUUGGAGUUCCCAUCAUAGCAUCGCCAGUGCAUAACGAUCAACCCGUUAAUGCUAAGCUCGUGGAGGAAGUAGGGGUCGGAAUGGAGGUGAAGAGGAACGAGAAAGGAGGGUUUGAGAGAAAAGAGAUAGCAAAAGUGAUUGAAGAAGUGGUGAAAGGGAAUGGUCAUAAACUUGUGAAGAAGAGAGCAGCAGAGAUGAGUGAUCGGAUUAGCAAGAAUGGCGAUAAAGACAUCGACAAAGCAGUUGAAGUGUUGAGAAGCCUGUGUGAAAUGGGCAGGAUCUGA
This is a messenger RNA of Tarenaya hassleriana, 1365 nucleotides long. RefSeq names its product beta-D-glucosyl crocetin beta-1,6-glucosyltransferase-like. Lineage: Eukaryota; Viridiplantae; Streptophyta; Magnoliopsida; Brassicales; Cleomaceae. The record is from RefSeq and is a predicted model, not a curated record. The transcript has a single exon. The coding region runs from base 1 to 1365 and encodes 454 amino acids. Gene Ontology annotation, molecular function: UDP-glycosyltransferase activity.